This is a messenger RNA of Vespa crabro (European hornet), 3413 nucleotides long. RefSeq names its product probable 4-coumarate--CoA ligase 1. Gene Ontology annotation, molecular function: long-chain fatty acid-CoA ligase activity. Lineage: Eukaryota; Metazoa; Arthropoda; Insecta; Hymenoptera; Vespidae. The record is from RefSeq and is a predicted model, not a curated record. Gene Ontology annotation, cellular component: mitochondrion. The transcript is spliced from 10 exons. The coding region runs from base 1307 to 3097 and encodes 596 amino acids. Gene Ontology annotation, biological process: fatty-acyl-CoA biosynthetic process; long-chain fatty acid metabolic process.
AAACACUCAAGUUUCGUUGGAUUCAAUUUCUGGAUGGAUUUUCACGAGUCUUAAAACGAACGAUACGGCUCUGAUUUGACGUAUCGCGUCGGCGUCGAUGUCGGCGUCGAUGUCGACGCCGUCGUCGGCGUCGGCGUCGUCGAAUAUGCGUCGGCGCAUCUAAAACUAUCGUUGUUGGUAGACGCUUGAGUAAACGCAGGCCACGAGUAAAAGUCGAAUUCAAAUUUUUAUAUGAGAUUCGAAGAAUUUGCUCUUUGUUAUUUCCAACUUAUGUAACUAAGCUAGGAUUAUUUCCUAUAUGUAAUGAAUCGGAUAUGAAAGACGCGUUAAUUCUACUCUCCUUUUACCUUUAGCACGCCAAUGAACGAUAAAUGAUCGCGAUAAUCUCGAUCAAAAUUUAUAAUAGCACAUAUACAUUUGACAACUACGAACGAAAGUUUAUUACGGACGCGUAAUUAAAAGUUUUCGAUAAAUAUUCGAGCAAAUGAUAUUAAUAUAAGGAUAAUGUUCGAAAACAUCUGUUACGAGUGAUCACAAUAAUACACCUACCAAAGGUAUUCUUUCUAACGGACGCGCUACGCUGGCGUUACACGUAAAAAUGAAGAUAUGAAUAAGGGACAUUCAAUAUGCAUACAAUUGUCGUUCGAAGUACGAAACUAUAUUAUUUAUGCGAAACGCUUAAUAUCGAACUACGUUAUAGAACGGGACGGUCGUCGAAAGAUUCUAUUGGAUUUUAUGACAUAAUUUGAUCUUAUUUAAAAAUAUUCUCGAUAUGCAUAUUAUCUUGCCAUUUGAUAAAACCACUUAAAGUCGCACCUUUGAUCGCACCGGAGCAAGUAAAAUUUUUUUUUUUUUUGUAGAAAUUAAUAUUACUGCGUCGUAAGUAUGUUUACGUUAAAUUAUUUUUCGACGAUAGAAGAAAGGAAAUAAAACAAAUCCGUGUUGAUAAGCAAGUUCAAAUAAAACGAAUCGGUGACGAAAGUCAUUUUCAACGAUAACGUUGCUGGUAACAACGUCGAUCGCUAAGAACUCAAUGGUGGGGAGAAGCUUGAUGUGUAUGACUAUUUAAUCUAUAUCUAUUCUCAUUACGUCAUAGUGAUAAUGUUAGGAUAAUGCUAAAUUGUUUGCCGGAGAAUCCAACAGUCUGUCAAAGAAAACGAUCUCGCACGGAGCAUCCACGAAGGUUUACCAACUAAGUUCGCGCGAAUUUUCAAAUCGUAUCUCACUGAUUAGACAUAGAAGCUUAAGUUAUCGUCGAAGGGAAAAAGAAAGGUAAUAUUUUCAACGACGAGAGUCUUAUCGAGAUAUGAAGUCGUUAAGGCACCUUUCUCGUGGCAUCAAGAAAUUCGAGCGGACGCUGUUAAACGAUGAAGCAAGUAAAAUACAAUAUUUAGGAGCGAGGAGCACCUUUGCGCGAUCGAAAGAGAAAUUUAUUCGAGGUCAAAACCAAGAGAUAAUCAUUCCUUCGCCUUUCGGUGCAGUUACUUAUCCGGAUUCUAAGAUAUCGGAAUACAUUUGGCGCAACGUUAACAAAUUUUCCAAGCUAAUUGCCCUGGAAUGCGGUAUAACAGGUAGGAAAUAUACGUACGGGCAAACGAGGGACGCUACGAACUACAUUGCAAGGAGUUUGAGGAACUUAAAGUUCAUGGAAGGUGACAUAAUUGCCUUGAUCGCUCCCAAUUAUCCGGAAUGGAUUCUAGCUUUUCUCGGGAUUUUGGAGGCGGGCCUCAUCGUUACAACUAUCAAUCCGCAUUACACGGUUGAUGAAAUGACGAUGCAAUUGGAGUUGUCUGGCGCGAAAGGUAUCGUCACCGCGAAAGGGAUAUUACCGAUCGUAAAGAAAGCAGCAACGAACCACAGAUUGGGAUCGUCCCUUAUCGUUAUAGACGACGGUACGCCGGGUCCAAUGACGGACGGGGUGAUACCUUUUAAGGACUUGAUAACUCGCGGCAAGAACUUACCGGGAUUGAAAGCCCUAAGCCGUUCCACGGACGACGUAGCGGUUUUACCUUUUUCAAGUGGGACGACGGGUCUGCCGAAAGGUGUGAUGUUAACGCACGCUAAUCUAGUCUCGAAUAUAGAAAUGAACGGGAUUGUCAUUUAUUCCGUUUUUUUUUUUUUUUUUCCCCCCCUUAUAGAUGAAUAUCAAGACGUCAUACCAAUAUUUCUACCUUUAUUUCACAUUUUUGGCAUGAACGUGAUCAUGCUGCCUAGUCUCAUGGUCGGAGCGAAGAUCGUUACGCUUCCGAAAUUCGAGCCGGAGACAUUUCUUGACACUUUCAUCAAGCAAAAGCCAGCGAUUUUGUUUUGCGUACCGCCUAUAAUAUUGUUUCUGGCAGUUUCGCCGUUAGCCAAAAGAGAACAUUUCUCGAACGUACGAAGUGCUUUCAGCGGAGCGGCGCCGCUUUCGAAGGAGGACGUCGAUAGAUUUUACGACAAGUUUCGAUUAGACAACAGUAGUCUUAAAUUUUGCCAAGGAUAUGGAUUAACGGAGUGCGCGCCCGUGGCCUUUGUAGAAAAGACGGGCCUAAAGUACGCGAGUAUCGGAAAGAAUAUUUGCGGUUGCGACGUGAGAUUGGUCGAUACCGUAACGAACGUAGACAUUUGCGAGCCCGGUAGAAACGGCGAAUUGUGGAUAAGAGGACCUCACGUCAUGAAAGGUUACUUUAAUAAUCCGAAAGCCACUAAGGAAAUGUUACUCGACGAUGGUUGGUUGAAAACCGGCGAUAUAGCUUACUUCGACGACGAUUUAGAUUUUUAUAUUACCGAUAGGUUGAAGGAGUUGAUCAAGGUCAAAGGUUUUCAGGUUCCACCGGCCGAAUUGGAGUCAGUUUUGAGAACGCAUCCCGACGUAGAGGAAUGCGCGGUAGUCGGUAUUUCCGACGCAAGAUCCGGAGAAGUGCCGAGGGCUUUCGUCGUCUUGAAAAAGAACAGGAAGGUUAGCGAGGAGGAUAUAAAGAAUUUCGUUAAAGGAAAGGUUUCCGAGUACAAGCAACUCGAUGGUGGUGUUUCAUUCGUUCGAGAUAUUCUCAAAAAUCCAACCGGCAAGAUCCUUCGAUCGAAGAUGAAGGAAGCGUAUCUAAAAGGAAAUUUGUGAAAAUUCGUUCAUUCAUGAUGGAUCGUCGUCGAUCGUUAUUUUACGUGCCUUUGUUUCCUCUUUCGAUACUUUUCGUUUUUAAACUAAACUAAACGUUAUGCAAUUCUACGUUAUCGUUCCUGGAUAUUAACUUUAUUUUAAUUGACAAUAUUUAUUUCAAGGGUUUAAUAUGUGCGUACCGUUGCACAAGUAUGGACUCAUAGUGUAUGCGAGCAUAGAAUUUAGUGUCGUCUCUGGUGGAUCGAUUGUCACGUGUAUAUACGUAAGAAUACAUUUGUCUAAAAAAACGUGAAUAAAGAAAAGAAAAAGAAAACGA